Molecule: messenger RNA, 2068 nt
Organism: Dioscorea cayenensis subsp. rotundata (Guinea yam)
Lineage: Eukaryota; Viridiplantae; Streptophyta; Magnoliopsida; Dioscoreales; Dioscoreaceae
Product: probable glycerol-3-phosphate acyltransferase 3
Biological process (GO): cutin biosynthetic process
Cellular component (GO): membrane
Molecular function (GO): phosphatase activity; glycerol-3-phosphate 2-O-acyltransferase activity
Source: RefSeq, a predicted model, not a curated record
UUCAACCACCAUUGAAGGAAAAAAAAAAUUAGAAAAAUAGAAAAUUAAGCAUGGCUUUGAAGGAGAUUUGCAAGUGCUUUCAAUCCUUAUACCUUGUUCUUCUAAGAAGGCUAAUCAAGAUCUCAAGAAGAAGUAGUACAAGUGAUGGCCAUGCAAAACUAAUGAACAAGUUGUAUCAUUCUUCUUCUCUUGAGAAGAAGGUAUCAUCAAGUGAGACUUUGUUGGUUGAUGUGGAGGGAGUGUUACUAAGAUCAUCUUCAAUCUUUCCAUACUUCAUGCUUGUGGCUUUAGAGGCAGGUGGUUUCAUUAGAGGGUUUGUUCUUCUUGUUUUGUAUCCUUUGCUUUGUUUUUUAAAUCAAGAAGUAGGACUCAAAGUGAUGGUUAUGGUGAGUUUUUGUGGGUUAAGAGAGAAAGGGUUUAGGGUAGGGAAAACAGUGUUAGUUAAGUAUUUCAUGGAGGAUGUGGGAGUUGAAGGGUAUGAGGUUUUGAAGAAGAAGAAGAAGGGUUGGAAGAAGAGGGUGUGUGUGAGCUUGAUGCCAACUUUAAUGGUGGAAGGGUUUUUGAAGGAGUGUUUGGAGGUGGAGGUGGUGGUUGGGAGGGAGUUGAAGGUGUUUGGAGGGUUCUUUACUGGUUUCAUGGAGGAAGAUGAUGGUGGUUUUGUGAAGAGGAUUCAGAGAGAGGUUGAGAUGGAUGAUAAUGGAGUUUUAGGGUUUGCUACUUUCUCUAAUGCUCUUCUUCAUGGCUUCUUCUAUCAUUGCAAGGAACUAUGUCUAGUUAGCAAAAAGGAGAAGAAGAAUUGGCAACCUUUGCCAAGAGAGAACUACCCCAAACCGAUAAUAUUUCAUGACGGCCGAAUAGCUUUCCGGCCAACUCCGGCAGCGACACUAGCAAUGUACUUAUGGCUACCGUUCAGUAUCCUCCUCGCCAUCUUCCGAGCUAUUGUUUACCUUCUCCUUCCCUAUAAGAUAGCUCUUCCUAUUGGCGUAUUCACUGGAAUGACAUCCCGGGAUAUAGCAUCUACAAGCAUUACCGCGCGUCAAUUCUCGAAGAACCGGCUCUAUGUAUGCAAUCACAGGACCCUUCUUGACCCAGUGUACAUCUCCGCCGGACUUAACAGAAAGGUUACAGCAGUUACUUACAGCCUGAGUAGAAUCUCCGAGAUGUUAUCGCCUAUAAAAACAGUACGAUUAACACGAAACAGAGAUGAAGACAGGAGAAGAAUGGCUAAAGUUCUGAGCCAGGGAGAUCUCGUCGUUUGCCCUGAAGGUACAACAUGCAGAGAGCCAUUUCUUCUCAGGUUCAGUCCAUUGUUUGCUGAGCUAACAGAAGAAGUCGUUCCAGUGGCUAUGUCGACAAAUGUGAGCAUGUUCUAUGGCACGACAGCGAGUGGCUUCAAGUGCUUUGAUUCACUGUUUUUCCUGAUGAAUCCUUGGCCUGAAUAUCAAAUAGAGUAUCUGGAGAAAGUACCUACUGAUUGGGCUGGAAACAAGAGUUAUAACAGCAUUGAAGUUGCCAACCAUAUUCAGAGAGAGAUGGGGAAGGCCUUGGGAUUCACUUGCACAACUCUCACCAGAAGGUCCAAGUACCUAAUGCUUGCAGAUAAUGAAGGAAAAGUCAAGAAAAACUAGAAGAGAGUGAUAAAAGAGAGAAAUCAGAGAACUCACCUUUUAUAGAAGUAAACUUGUUGUAUAUGUGCCUCUUUUUCCCUUUCAGAGCUUGAGAGAUUCUUCGAUGUGUCUUACUUGGUAACAUAAAGCAGAGUUAUAAAAGAAAUGAUUGCAUGUUUAAAGCAAACAGUGAAUUUCUAUUUCGGCAAUGUACAGGAGAAACAUUGAGAAAAGAAUAAUCAAACCUUACAACAGAUGUACAUAUGAUCCAAGGAUAAUAACAGGAAAAAAAUUAAUUACCCUUGAUGUAAAAACAGCAAAAACUUUGCUGUUGCUAUGUUUUGUGUGUGUGUGUGGGUGGAACCUGUCAGGCAGGUUCUUCCAUGUGAAGAUGGACGGCGGAAGCUCAGACAUGGUAGUAUUUUCACAUUUUCAACUUAAACAAACCAAAACCACGCAAC